Messenger RNA from Amoebophrya sp. A25, 1375 nucleotides. NCBI's taxonomy places the organism in Eukaryota, Dinophyceae, Syndiniales, Amoebophryaceae. The record is from the annotation of a GenBank genome assembly.
AGAAGUCUGGCCUCAAAAAGAGUCAGAAACUACUAGCGGAGUUUCGCAGUCAUCGAUGCGCCCAGGGAGAACUUCCAGACCAGAUUCGUGCGCACUGGUAUCCGAAAGGAAUGGCUCCGCUGCUGGCCAAAUUGGCUCCUGAAGUUCCUGCUGUAGGUGACAUCGACAAUCGUGUGGCCCACGAGCUGGCGCAGUAUGUGGCUUACGAGCACAAGCUGCAGAUGGGCGACUGCAACCUCUACCGCUCCGUCCUAGAUAAGAUGGGUGAGGAAAUGAACACCAAGAUCCCGAUCCCAGAGUCUGCGUUUAAGUAUGGAAACGGAGUGGGCACCACCGUCGAGGCGUCAUCUAGUGUGACGAAGUCUUCUAGUAGUACAGCACCGCGCGGGAAGUCGAACAAUCCAAAAGCAGCUGCGUCUUCGUCUUCUAGUAGUUCUACCUCUGGGCAAGUAAAGAAGAAGAACGGAAAGAAGUCAUCCGCUGCACCAUCGCAGCGGAAGCCGCUCACGGAUGCGGAGUUCGACGAGAUUCUUGGGGAGGACCGUAUUUGAAAAUGUAUUAGCGUCCGAAGAUGCCACAGAUUAUUCAUCAUAGUUUUCAACUCGUUGGAACAGUUCCACUCUCUUCCACAUGCCCGAGGAGGGGGCUUUCCUGUUUCGUUAGAUGUGUUUCGAUAUAGUUUCACUUAUUUCGGUCGUGAUUCAUAGCAGUUGAUUUGAUUUUCUCAUCUAGAUAUAUUCACGAGCAGACUGCAGCCAAAACGCAUCCUUAUAGUGAAUCCAAUUAAGAUUCUCGCUUUCCAGUAGGUGUCUCAAGUAAGUAGCCGAAUUCCUUCUCGGGUGUAGUAUCUUAGUGGAGAUCUAUCAUAAAAAAACAGUAAUUACGAGUAGUUUUUUUGUUGUCUUCAAAAGCAACCUAUCACGCAGUCCGUUUUGAAUUUUUUACAUCAAUAAAAAAGUAGAUCAGUCAUAAGUAGGAGUUGAAUCAGGACCCAGGUCCUAACUAUUAUGGAUAAUGUCUUUCAUUUUGCUCACAUACUCGCUGUCUGCUUCCACGUAAUACCUCUCCAAUAUUCCGAGAGGUCUCGCAUUUCUGACGCCCGGCGCUGCUGGGUGUAGAUAGAUGCUAUUUUUCCCAUUCGUUCGGGCAGGAUCGUCGUGCCUGAGUUAGAGGAUGAGUCUUUGAAUGGAUGUGAUUAAACUAGACGAUGGAAUCAAUUUUAUACAACUACAAACUUCGUCUACACUUUCAAAAUCAAACUUAUCACACUGAAAAUAACCACUGAAAAAGCAACCUCUUCCAUCCUGGUCGUAAGGCCUCGAUCUAAAUAUCAAGACUAUUGCCCUUCUUUUGCGAGGUAUCCGCACUGGGAAAG